AUGGCUUAUCCCGCACACGCAUCACCGGCACUGCCACCGCUCAAUUCGCCUCGGCCGCAGAACACGCAGCGCUCAAUGUCCCACAUGUCCGAGUACGACCUCGAGCACAGAGACUCCGAUUCUACCACCACCUCCGCCGUGAAGCCAGCCCCCGAACCCGCAGUCGCAGCACCGCCAUUGGUAUCGCCCUCUCUCACACCUCCUCCCGGCACGUCAUCGACCGACCCCGCUACUCAAGAUGUCGAUGCCCACGAGGCCGAGCCAGCAGCUCCUCCCGCCCUGCUAGAAGAGCUACCAGAGGUCAAUUGCGAAGUACGCGCGCGCAUCCCUACCACCUCGGGUCAAGAAAUGUUCCUCCAUCUCUACCACAAUAGCGCAGAUAAUAAGGAGCAUUUGGCCAUUGUCUUCGGUCCUCACAUCCGCAGCCGAAGUCUCGAUGCUCCGAGGGAGGGUGAGACGGAGAAAGACCGCAUGAUCAGAGGCGCCUACGUGGGAAAGCUAUACCCUGGCCGUACGUCCAGUCGCUUGGAUCAGAUCAAACAAGACGCAGGUGUCUCGGCUGCACAGCUCUCACGGAGUCCCACUCCCGAAGCCGUAACGACGGAAGAAAGACAAGACAAGGCCAUCCAAGUCGCAGAAGCCCAGAACAUGCCUUCGCCAUUGGCACCACUCGUUCGUAUCCACAGCGAAUGCUACACUGGCGAAACAGUAUGGAGCGCUCGUUGCGACUGCGGUGAACAACUCGACGAAGCAGCCCGCCUCAUGUCCCUCCCCUUCGACCCCACCGACGAAAACAUCCCCUCCCUCGGCGGCGUGAUCAUCUACCUCCGUCAAGAAGGCCGUGGCAUAGGUCUGCUCUCCAAGCUCAAAGCCUACAACCUGCAAGAUCUGGGUCACGAUACCAUGCAAGCGAAUCUGCUCCUCAGACAUCCCGCAGACGCAAGAAGUUAUGGUUUGGCGACGGCUAUGCUGAUGGAUUUGGGCUUGGGUGGUGACAGAGGCAUCAGGCUGUUGACGAAUAACCCGGAAAAGGUGCGCGCAGUCGAGGGACCUGGAAGAGAAGUUGUGGUCAAGGAGCGUGUGCCCAUGAUUCCAUUGGCUUGGAGCUCUGGCGGUAAAGAGGGUGUACAAGGACCUGAGCUGGAAAAAUACAUUGGAACGAAGAUUGAGAAAUUUAAGCAUAUGUUCAGCCCUUCUUGA
Molecule: messenger RNA, 1200 nt
Organism: Aureobasidium pullulans EXF-150
Lineage: Eukaryota; Fungi; Ascomycota; Dothideomycetes; Dothideales; Saccotheciaceae
Exons: 2
Coding region: 1-1200 (399 amino acids)
Biological process (GO): riboflavin biosynthetic process
Molecular function (GO): GTP cyclohydrolase II activity
Source: RefSeq, a predicted model, not a curated record